Messenger RNA from Camelus dromedarius (Arabian camel), 2622 nucleotides. It is a transcript of the gene CAPN14, whose product is annotated as calpain 14. NCBI's taxonomy places the organism in Eukaryota, Metazoa, Chordata, Mammalia, Artiodactyla, Camelidae. The transcript has 18 exons. Gene Ontology annotation, molecular function: calcium ion binding; calcium-dependent cysteine-type endopeptidase activity. Gene Ontology annotation, cellular component: cytoplasm. The record is from RefSeq and is a predicted model, not a curated record. Gene Ontology annotation, biological process: proteolysis. Bases 1 to 1530 code for a protein of 509 amino acids.
AUGCUGGCAUCUUCCAGUUCUGGGCUCUCUGGCUCCUAUGAAGACUUGCAGCGUGGGCAGGUGUCUGAAGCCCUGGUGGACUUCACCGGAGGGGUGACAGUGACCAUCAAACUGGCAGAAGCCCCUGAUAACCUCUGGGAUAUCCUAACCCAAGCGACCUACAGCAGAACCCUCAUUGGCUGCCAGACCCACUCAGGGGAAAGGGUGCUGGAGAACGGGCUGGUGGACGGCCAUGCCUACACUCUCACGGGGAUCAGGAAGGUGACCUCCAAACAUGGACCUGAGUAUCUGGUCAAGCUGCGGAACCCCUGGGGGAAGGUGGAAUGGAAAGGAGACUGGAGUGACAGCUCAAGGACAUGGGAGCUACUGAGCCCCAAGGAGAAGAUUCUGCUACUGAGAAAAGAAGAUGAUGGAGAAUUCUGGAUGUCACUGCGGGACUUUAAAGCACACUUCAUGCUUCUGGUCAUCUGUAAACUGAGCCCAGGCCUACUGAGUCAGGAGGUGGGCCAGAAGUGGUCGUAUACCAUGCUGGAGGGGAGAUGGGAGAAGGGGACCACGGCUGGUGGCCAGAUGAAGUCACCCCAAGACACAUUUUGGAAGAACCCACAGUUCCUGCUGUCCGUCUGGAGGCCCCAGGAGGGCAGGAAGCUCCAGGGGCCCUGCAGCAUACUGGUGUCUCUGCUCCAGAAGCCCAGGCACCGGCAUCGCAACCAGCAGCCACACCUCGCCAUUGGCUUCUACCUCUUCAGGAUGAACAAGAGUUAUGAUGACCAGAGGAGACUGCCCCCCGAGUUCUUCUGGAAAAAUGCUCCCCUGAGCUGGCCUGAGGAAUUUCUCAGGGAGAAAGAAGUGAGCCGGGAGCUGUGGCUGGAGCCGGGGAGGUACCUCAUCGUGCCCUGCACGUCUGAGGCCCGCCAGGAGUCUACCUUCGUCCUCAGAGUCUUCUCCAGGAAGCACGUCUUUUAUGAAAUUGGCAGGCGUUCAAAUGUCAUCUUCUCUAAGGAAAUUGUGGACCAAAAUGAAGGGCAGGAUGAGUUCUUCGCCAAACUUUUUGAAAAGCAUCCAGAAAUAAAUGCUGUCCAACUGCAGAAGGUCCUGAACCACAUGCCCUGGUCAGGUCUAGGGAGCACACAGCCUCACUUCAGCCUCGAGGCCUGCCAGGGGAUCCUGGCCCUACUGGAUCUUAAUGCAUCUGGCACCGUGAGUAUCCAGGAAUUCAGGGACCUAUGGAAGCAGCUGAUGCUCUAUCAGGAGGUUUUCCACAAGCAAGACACGAACCAGUCAGGAUCCCUGAACUGGGCCCAGCUGCGGGCCGCCAUGAGGGAGGCAGGAAUCGUGCUCGGUGAUGACGUCUGCCAGCUGAUGCUUAUCCGCUACGGCGGCCCCGACCUCCAGAUGGACUUUGUCAGCUUCGUCCACUUGAUGCUGCGUGUGGAGAACAUGGAGGAUGUCUUCCAAAACUUGACCCAAGAUGGCAAAGGGAUAUACCUCCAGAAGCCAGAGUGGUUGAUGAUGACUCUGUACACCUGAGAAGGCUGGACGCCCAUCGGCCCUCAUUCAGGACUCUGCAUAUGGCUUAAGGGUGGACUUUGGCUGAGACCAGCAUAUGCUCAACCCACCUGCAGUUGGCUGGACCACAUCUCCAGCCAUCACCUUCUCAUCUGGCAAGACUUCUUUUCUGCAGAUCACCCACUUUGGAUGGCCAGCAUGCAAAAAGGGAAGGGAGAUAGUAAUGAUCACCUUGGACUUGUAAAGAUCAGCUCUUUCCCUGUGAUCACAACCUUGCCACAAGCAGAGAUGUGGCUUAAUCAAUCUGCUCCAGAGUUGGCGUGCUUAACCUUUAUACAAUGCUGCCUCCAUGGAUGUCCAACUUAAAUGACCUUAGACAUGCCAAGUGUCAUCACAUUUGGGGUAAUAGUCUAGGUUUCAAUGUCUGAAGAGGGAAUGAUACAUUUGUGGACAUCUGUACCGGCAUCUAUAAAUUGAUAGAGGCGUAGGCUGAGUUUUAACUGUUUGAGGGAGGGAUGGGGAUAUAUUGAGCUUUCAAGAUCACAGAAAAUGACAAAAUUGGCAGGGACUAGGUGAGAUGGGCUGGCUUUGGCACCUGAGGUCACUGGGUGAUCUGCUGACAAUGUCUCCAGAUGAUUGGACUUGGGGAGGUACCAGUGGAUUUAAAACACCUGACUUCUUAAAGGGCUUCCUGCUUCAAAUGGGUGUUAGUCUAUUUACUUGACCUAUGGGCUAUCAAAUCUACUUCAAAGAACAACAAAUCCAUGCUACAUCAUUGAGUUAAUCUGUAGACAGUUGGUAUAUCUUAUCUUUCUGAACUACAUAGAUACCUCAUUUUCCUAGCAUCCCUAACAACGCAGAACCCAGGUGGAAAACCACAGCAGUGGCCAUUUUCCAAAGCCCAUGCAUUUUACUCAUAAGUUAGCAACCCAGAGCCAUUCAUUAAAAUUCUAUUUAUUAUUAAUUUACAAACUAUUCUAAAAAACAUUGCUAUCUGGUUUCCAGCUCCAGCUAAAGGAGGAGGCUGAAUAAGGGGAUAAAAGAGUGUCCAUUGGCAGAACUAGAGGAAAUGUGACAGCCUGGUAGGUGGGCUCUGCAGGGGGACAGAGCACU